Messenger RNA from [Candida] anglica, 1980 nucleotides. The record is from the annotation of a GenBank genome assembly. Lineage: Eukaryota; Fungi; Ascomycota; Pichiomycetes; Serinales; Debaryomycetaceae.
AUGACAGAGCCUACAUCUAAAGAGCUCAGACUACACAUCGGGAACAUAUCUCCCAAGUUGGCCGCAUCCGCGGAAAUGUUUGAGGCCAGACUCGCCAAAUUCGGGACCAUCACCAAAAAGUUGGAGAUCAAAUCAAAACCAUUACUUGAUAAAUACUUUGGGUUUGUGUCAAUGGAGCUCACUCCUCAACAGUAUGACAAGUUGAAGGCCGCAUUCCAUGACAUCUUGUUCAUGGGUAUGAAACUCCUGGUGACCGAAGCCCGUCUGGGUUACAACUGGGAGAAGGAUCAUAACCGACCCGACAUCAAGAAACAAGAGAGGAUUAACCGAGAAUUAAUUGCUGAGGCUAGACGUAAGAGAAUUGUAGAAGCUUCGACAAAAUACCCAACCAACCUGUUCACCGGAGAACUCACCAACUCGAGCUUUUUAGCCGCCAAUGCCGGCAGUUUGGGGUACAUGAAGUCAAGUCAUACCACCAACAACAAGUCCGCCAAUACUAAAAAUAAACCUCCUUCAUCAACCCUUGUAGGGCUGAAAUCAUACUCCAUAGCAUGUAUUGCCAAGCAGCCAUACCGUCAGCAAUACCUGACCACGUCCGGUCACGGGGAAGUCGUGCAGGGGAGAUUGAGAUCCACAGCAAGACCAAUAAGACACAUGAGAGAACUGACGUUGAGAAUUCUUAUCAAUGGAGAGUUGAAGACUUACAAGAACUACAAGACGAAGCUUUGGGGGAUGGACACCAGUAAGACCGCACGAGACUUGACCUGGAGAUACGUUGAAGGUAGUUGGAAGAGUGGAGAUGAUCAUAUAGUUGAAAGAAGAAGAAUUGUUCGUGCAGUGCCAGUCGACGAUUAUGUGCUUGGUGGGCCUGAACCGGUCAGAUGUGGUGCCAAUGUAGAGGAGUAUGGUAAACCAGCCCUUUCUAAAGAUUCCGGAGAACCACCAGUUAUCCUUGAUGAAGAUCUUCAACAAGAAAUCGAUAAGAACAAUAAUGUCUUAGCAUCACUUUUCUCCACCCAUGACUUUGACAAGCCAUUGGAGGUGGAGGAGGACAUAGAGAAGCCAGAAGUCACCUUUGACAGCAAGGGGAGACGCACGGUGAAGACCUUUGACUAUGAGAUUGAAGGGGCCGACCAGAACGACGACGAGGACGACGACGACGAAAAUGCAUCUGACGUGAGUUUCGAUUACGAGGGUGCACGUCAAGCGGUUGCACAAUACACCAAGGAACACGAGAGACCACAGGAAGUGUACUACGAUGAAAACGAUGACGGGAACAACUUGGACUUUGACUUGGAUGCCCAAUCCACGGAAGCCCUUCGUAAGAGAUACGAAGAUGAACACAGAGAUGAAGAAGAAGAAGAAAAAGAAGUAGAACAACAACAUAAGGAGGAUGUCUUCACACGUGGACAAUCCGUGGGAACAGACUCUGUUGAUGAAACGUUCAUCACUGCACAGGAAAACCAAUCAGAGGAAGAAGAACCACAAUCUGAAGAAGAAUUCAUCCCUUCAUUUGGACAGAAAACCAACAAUACCGAAACUUUGAGGACUUUGUUCAACAAGGAGGAAGAUUCCACGUUCAAACUUAACGUGGAGGACGACGAUGACAUCGAUCAGGAGAAGGAGGUUGUGCUUGAUGAGUCACAACAAAGAGAAUUAUUACGAGAGAUCGAGCUCAAACAACAGGAAGAAUUACAAAAAUUCCAAGAAAAGAGAAGAGCCCAAUUUGGCCUUUUCUGGACUCAUUCAGAUUCUCCGUUUUUAGCUACACAAUCUCAACUUUCCAAGAUUGGUACUGCCGACGACUUGGUCAAUCUCCCUGGUGAAGACGAUGCCGGUGCUGGAGCCAACACGGCUGACGCGGGCGAGGAGAGUGUUUAUGAAAAAUGGUUUUGGGACCAUAGAGGGGAGCUCAGUAGAGAGUGCAAGAGAAGAAAGAGAGAUGUUGUUCGUGCGUUCAAGAAGAAGGUUAAUGUAUGA